AUGUAUUCCUCUCGUGAAAGGCGCGAAAAGCAUCAGGGACAAGUCGGUCACGAUGUCUCCAUUUCUGGCGCAGGCACAUUCUGCAAAGUCCUUGGACUUCUCGACAACACCAAUGUCAAGCUCCUGGAGUUGGGCAAGAACAAGGAGAAGUAUGCAGCCCCAAAGAAAAUCACGCUAAAUGAGUCGAGCAAUCGAACCAAAGAGGAGUCCAAUGAGAUCAAGAAGGAAGGCAAGACGUUGAUCAACGGCAUCCUUGCUGUUGCAAAUCUCGCCUUCUCAACAACCACCAUUAGUGCAACUUCCGGAAAGGUUUUCAGAGAUCGUUGCGACCUCGUCGCCGUCGAUGAGGCUAAGAUGUCUCUCGACUUCCUCCAACUCUGA
Messenger RNA from Cadophora gregata, 381 nucleotides. RefSeq lists its product as uncharacterized. Bases 1 to 381 code for a protein of 126 amino acids. The record is from RefSeq and is a predicted model, not a curated record. NCBI's taxonomy places the organism in Eukaryota, Fungi, Ascomycota, Leotiomycetes, Helotiales, Ploettnerulaceae. The transcript has 2 exons.